ACCCCUAGCGCGAACUUUGUCGGUGCUACAGGGAGUGCGUGCUGCGAGUGCGUCCGACUUUGAAUGCCCCUAUUGCACCUCGUUCCGUCUACUCUAACCACGGUCGCCGGAUUAGGAUCGGGGUUCUUCUAGAUCACUGUCGUCGCGCUCCGUCCCGAUGCUUAGCUUUCAGUUUUUUUCUCUUGGUCUUCCUCUUUCAAUCUCAGUCCGAGAAGAGCGCCGAGGAUCCUUGUUAUAUAAAGCGUCCUCAUGUCUCUAGAGUACUGCUGGAUUUUCUAUCCUUCAGGACCCCCUUUUUAAUGUUCUCUGUGCACUCGCUCAAGAUGCGCCGUUUCCUCGUCGUCGUAUGCCUUGUUGGCGCCACAUCUGCGUUCCCCGGAGAGAAUGCCCCUGGACUGAAACGAGAUGGACACGCAUACACCUUUGACAUCGGCACGGGGCCGCAGCUGCAAGUAAAUACUUCCGACAAACCAGCACCGUCGGUGAUGUACACGACUGAGAACGGUGCCCCGUACUCUCAACCAUACGAUGCCCAACGGAUUGGUGCCGACGGGCCUCUUCUACUGCAGGAUGUUCCCUUAGUUGAAGGCUUAGCUCAUUUCGUCCGCGAACGAAUCCCAGAACGGGUAGUUCAUGCUAAAGGCGUGGGAGCCCACGGAUAUUUCGAAGUCACUAAUGCCGAUUUCGCGAAGAAUUAUACCAUGAUGGAUGUCCUGAGCAAGAAUGGUCUUCGAACACCUAUUACAAUCCGCUUCAGCACCGUCGGUGGAGAAUCCGGUUCUGCAGACUCGGCCCGCGAUCCACGGGGAUUUUCCAUGAAGUUCCGCACACGUCGGGGCAUCUGGGACCUUGUCAUGAACAAUACUCCUGUAUUCUUCCUCAGAGAUCCUUCCAAAUUCCCUUAUUUUAUCCAUACACAAAAGCGAGAGCCGCAGACGCAUCUUCGCGAUAAGGACAUGUUCUGGGAUUACCUUGGCUCCAACCCUGAGUCUUUGUAUCAGGUCAUGCGUCUAUUCUCGGACCUUGGCACACCCUACGGUGUGAGGCAUAUGCAUGCCUGGACCGGUCAUUCUUAUCGUUGGGUGAAAAAGGAUGGCAAGUGGGUAUACGUGAAACUCUAUGUGGAGAGUAUGCAAGGCAUCCGUAACUUCACCAAUGCCGAAGGGACUGAAAUGCAAGGCACCAAUCCGGACUUCUCAGCACAGGAUCUUUUUGAGUCGAUUGAGGCCAAGAAAUUCCCUGGCUGGACCAUGUAUGCUCAGGUUUUAACACCAGCCCAAGCCGAGAAAUUCAAAUAUAAUGUGCUCGAUCUGACCAAGGAUUGGGGCUUUGACGACGUACCUAAGACGGAAAUUGGCAAGUUCUAUCUCACAGAGAACCCUGCGAACUACUUCGCAGAGGUUGAGCAAGCAGCUUUCUCUCCUGGACAUCUAGUAGACGGCUGGGCCCUUUCCGCUGACCCCGUUCUACAGAGUCGAUCGUUCUCCUACUCAGACGCGCACCGUUACAGAUUAGGGGCGAACAAUAUGCAAAUACCUGUCAAUACUCCCUUAUGUCCGGUGGCGAAUUUCCAACGUGAUGGUUUCAUGAACGUCCAAGGAAAUCAAGGUUCCCGUCCAAAUUAUCUUUCCACCCUUAGCUCUAUUAAGCUGCCCGAACUACCAUAUGUUGACGAUAAGCAUCAGCAAUGGACUGGAGGCGCAGUUCGUUCGCUCUCACAAGUCACUGAAAUCGACUUUGACUGGCCUCGCCGUUUCUUGAAUGCGCUCUCAAAAAAGGACCGCCAGAAUUUGAUCAACAAUAUUGUCGGACACCUUGGCGCCGUCAAAAGUAAAGACGUUCGGCGACGACAAGUAGCCCUUUUUGCCCAUACUAAUGCUGACUUCGGGGGAGCUAUUGCAAAGGGUGUUGGUGUUCCUGUUGUCCCCUUAUCGUUCAAAGAUGGACCUACAUGGUUGAACACCACUGUUCCGUCGAAGAACAGCACUCUUCAUUACUGAGCGAACCGGCAGGCUCAUCAGUAAAAAUAGGACCCCGGCAGCUUCCUAUGCUGAAUGUCCGGAAAUUUCUCACUUUUGACCUUCCCGCGCGCGUGGAUUUCAGGCCUCUCCCGACGCGCUAUCCGGACAUACAGUGCCAACAAAAUAGGCUUUUUUCAUAUUAUCUACUGUAUAUUCUAUUCUACUUCGCCGCUUUCAAGGUCUUUUCUUCUUUGUACUGAAUCUUCAAAAUGUUCUCGAUGUAAUUACCUUCAAUCAAAUCCCACCUUCCAU
Somion occarium is the source of this 2273-nucleotide messenger RNA. Lineage: Eukaryota; Fungi; Basidiomycota; Agaricomycetes; Polyporales; Cerrenaceae. The record is from the annotation of a GenBank genome assembly.